CGGGGAACGCGGGGAAAAGAGAACAUGCAAUCGACGGCGUGGCGGUGUUGUGCGAGUCGUAUUCCUGUCGUCCUUUCAACACGUUGUCAUUCGUUCCUUGCGGCAGCUAGAGUUGAGCAGCGUUUUCUUAUUUCGCGCGACAUCCAUUCCGGUCCGAACAACAAACGGCGACCGCAUCUAGUGGCGUUUUCUACACCUACCGGCCGAGUUAUCUCUUGCAGUCGAAGUUUUGUACACAGCGCAUCGAAUAUGACGGCCAGCAAGUAUCAAAUCGCAGAGCGUGGCGCCCCGAACUCCACGGACUACCGGGUGUACUUUAAGAACGAAAACGGCCAAUCUAUUUCCCCCCUGCACGACAUUCCACUUUAUGCGAACGAUGCUAAGACGGUCUACAACAUGGUGGUGGAGGUUCCCCGGUGGACGAACGCAAAAAUGGAAAUUAGUCUGUCCGAAGGGCUGAAUCCGAUCAAGCAGGACGUGAAGAAGGGCAAGCUACGUUUCGUAGCCAACUGCUUCCCGCACCACGGUUACAUCUGGAACUACGGUGCAUUCCCGCAAACAUGGGAAAAUCCCGACCACCUCGACGCGGAUACCGGCUGCAAGGGCGAUAACGAUCCCAUCGACGUGCUGGAGAUCGGCUCGCGAGUGGCCAAGCGGGGUGAGGUGCUGCAGGUGAAAAUCCUCGGCACCAUUGCACUAAUCGACGAGGGCGAGACGGACUGGAAGAUCAUCACGAUCAGCGUAAACGACCCGGUCGCCGAUCAGGUGAACGACAUCAACGACGUGGAGACCGUGUUCCCCGGCUUGCUGAAAGCUUCGGUCGAGUGGUUCAAGAUCUACAAGAUUCCGGACGGCAAGCCCGAGAACCAGUUCGCAUUCAACGGCGAGGCCAAGGAUGCUGCGUUUGCCACCAAGACGGUGGAGGAGACCCAUCGGUUCUGGCAGCAGCUGGUGAACAAGGAGGUCGACGAUAAUGGAAUUUCCUGCCUCAACACCACUGUAGAUGGAUCGCCAUUUCUGGUUGCAAACGAUGCCGCCGAUGAGGUGUUUGCCAGGAGCUCAACUGGUGGUAAUUCCGAGCCCGUUAGUGAGACACUCGAUAAGUGGCACUACAUUACGUUGAAGUAGACCGCAACACAGGCCAACAGAACUGAUCAACUGCAAUAACACUAACGGAUCGCUACCGAACAACGCUGCAUGAUAAUGAUGUGUAUUUUUACUUAAACAUAUGAUAGCAAGCAAGUAUCAGCACAGAAAGUGUUUCCUUGAGACACUGCACUCGACUUAUUCGAAUCCUCCCGCGUUUGGGAACGAAAGUUUAUUUAUUGACAUCGCACAUCAACAUCGUAUGGACACACGAGUUGGCCGGAAGAAAGCCAUGGUGUAGUUUAAGUAACAACGAAAGUGUUGCAGCAUUUAAUAAAAUGUGUUACCUACGAAUCAAUGAAAUC
This is a messenger RNA of Anopheles coustani, 1451 nucleotides long. RefSeq names its product inorganic pyrophosphatase (gene Nurf-38). Bases 25 to 1128 code for a protein of 367 amino acids. The record is from RefSeq and is a predicted model, not a curated record. Gene Ontology annotation, cellular component: cytoplasm. Gene Ontology annotation, biological process: phosphate-containing compound metabolic process. Lineage: Eukaryota; Metazoa; Arthropoda; Insecta; Diptera; Culicidae. The transcript has 4 exons. Gene Ontology annotation, molecular function: inorganic diphosphate phosphatase activity; magnesium ion binding.